UGCGAGGAGGGGGCCAGACGAGACCCAAGGGAGCCCAAGCCAAGGAAGGCGGGCAGAGAGGGCCAAGGGCCGAGUCUACCUUUCUUCCUCCUCCCACACCGCACACCACUUUGCAAUCAAACUUCUCACCGCUCUACGCCUACCUCCCCUCUUCCCUUGCUCCCCGCACUUUCGAAUGCUCCCUGCUGUUUGUUGGCGUCGACUUCCUGCCUCGGCCCGCUCCUUUACUGCAUUCUCCCCCACUAUGGCACCCGGCAACUCAUCUCCCUCAACAUCAUCGUCGUCGUCAUCAUCCUCGACGACGGUGCGACCCUCGUCAUCUUCGUCGUUCACACCUUCUUCUCGACCACCGGUAUCCGACCUCUCCUUCGGCCCUCAAACGCACCCGCGCCCGACUGCAUCGACGCCGACGCUGCCAUCGGCUUCCGGCCUGCCUGCCAUUCGACGUGUAGAACAAAUAGGUCGCCACAUCCACACAUCUCCCGCCACGAUGUCGAACCCGCAAGAAUUCAAGCAGGCCCCUCACAAGCUCCUGGUCAUCCCAGGCCCAAUCGAGGUAGCAGACGAUGUCUUGCUCGCCAAUGCCCACCCAUCUAUGUCGCACGUCUCACCGGAUUUCGUCCCUGUCCUCGGCGACUGCAUCAGGAUGUUCCGCGACUGCCUCCUCGCCCCUGAGGCCCAGCCCGUCAUCACGGCUGGCUCCGGCACGCUCGGUUGGGACCAUGUAGCAGCAAAUGUCAUCGAGCCGGGAGAGGAGGCGCUUGUUCUCAAUUCGGGCUACUUUGGUGACUCGUUCGCUGAGUGCCUCGAGGUGUACGGCUCAAAGGUGACGCAAAUCAAGGCGCCUAUCGGCUCCAAGCCCAGCCUGCAAGAGGUCGAGGCAGAGCUCAAGAAGAAGAAGUACAAGGUCCUCACCUUCACUCACGUAGACACCUCCACCGGCGUCCUCUCCGACGCCAAGGGGCUCGGCGAGCUUGUUAAGCGCGUGAGCCCCGAGACCAUCCUCGUCCUUGACGGUGUCUGCUCCGUCGCAUCGGAAGAGAUUCGCAUGGACGAGUGGGGAAUCGACGUCGUCCUCACCGCCUCGCAGAAGGGUCUCGGCUGCCCUCCCGGCCUUAUGCUCCUCGCCGCAUCAAAGAAGGCGAUCAAGGCCUUUGAGAGCCGCAAGACUCGCCCCAACUCCUACUACGCCAGCUGGGCCAAGUGGAUCCCGGUCAUGAAGGCUUACGAGGCAGGCACGGGCGCAUACUUCGGUACGCCUCCCACCAACCUCCUGUACGCUCUGCACGCUUCGCUCACCAAGAUCACAAAGAAGAGCCCCUCGAUUGAGGAGCGUUGGGCCAUGCACAAGGCCGCUUCUGACCGCAUCAAGAACUACGUACAGAAGGAGCUCGGCCUUGACCAACUCGUACAGGACGGCAUCAAGGACGGAGCGCACGGAAUGACGGCGGUGCGCUACCCCAAGGGAUUCAAGGCUGCGGACCUCCUCCCGCGCCUGGUGAAGAGGGACGUAGUCUUUGCUGCUGGUCUGCACAAGGAGUGCAAAGACGAGUACUUCAGGAUCGGGGCAAUGGGCCAGGUGACGGUUGUUGAGGACGCCAAGAAUGGGCAGAUUGACCACCUGCUCAAGAGUCUCAAGGAGGCACUCGAGGAGGCCGGGUACAAGAAGUAGUAAGCGCGCUCAUGGCACAGUGUACACAAAGUAGCGGCAUUUGCCACCCAUAAUACAAUCUUCAGCUCUCCCGAGACAUAUCUGCUUCAUUCCCAUGCUCUCGUCAUAGUGGCGUCACGUCGUUUGUUUGCGUGAAUCAUGAUCUGAUAUUGCUGCUACGAAUCAACCUCGAACCACACCUCUAGUUGAGGGGCGCAACGUUGACCAUCCCCUCGGUAUGCUCCAUAGGCACCUCCUUGACAAACGCCUCGACACACUGCGCCAUCGUCGGGCUCGCCCUGCUCACGGGGUCGGUAGUGUAGAACUUCUCCCUCGUCAGUGCCGCAAGCAACGGCGCACCGCU
Messenger RNA from Jaminaea rosea, 2015 nucleotides. Its product is annotated as PLP-dependent transferase. Lineage: Eukaryota; Fungi; Basidiomycota; Exobasidiomycetes; Microstromatales. Gene Ontology annotation, molecular function: L-alanine:glyoxylate transaminase activity; L-serine:pyruvate transaminase activity. The transcript has 3 exons. The record is from RefSeq and is a predicted model, not a curated record. Gene Ontology annotation, cellular component: peroxisome. Bases 245 to 1672 code for a protein of 475 amino acids.